GUCUGGAGUCGAGUACCAGCGUACUCGACCGCGUUUUGUGAGCUCCUGUCGGAGCAGUGGGAGGAGUGCAGGAUCUUGCUUCAGUGUACGAUGGGGAGCUGGGGUCGUUCCCGUGGGCAGAAGUACACGGUGUGCAGCAAGUGUCAGAAUUGGGUCUACGACUGGCGGCUUCGCAAGCAAGGCGGCUGCUGCGGGAAGUGCGGGACGCAGCUACAGACGCAGCUGGAGGAGUGUCCAGGGCGCAGUGGCGGCCGCGACGUCCAGCGCCCCGACGCCAUGGCGGCUCCGGACGAGUUGCUUACGAAGCUGUGCGAGCGCUUCCCCGCGAACUCGCAGAUCAUCCUGGCCAUGCAGGCGGAGUUGGCCAAGCCGCCCGAGCCGCCUCCGAAGCCCGCUGUGGUGCUGGCGCCGGCUGACCGCUACAAGCAGGCCACGGAGGAGCAGACCAAGGCCAAGAAGGCCGUCGAAAAGCAGAUCGAGAAGGUGGUGGCGAUGCAGGCCAAGCUCAGCCGCAUGGAGGAGAAGCUCGAGGAGCUCAGCGCGGCGCAUCUGUCGGCCAACAUGGAGGUUGAGCUGGCAGCCGAGACCGUCGCGCAGACCACCAAGGCGCCUGCGGAGGCCGCUGCGCCUGCGCCGCCCCAGCCCAUGGUGUUCGCGAUCGACUCCGAGCUGCUCGAGUACCUGGAGGAGGCCGACGAGGAGUUCCGCACUGGGUUCACGGAGCUUCAGGCAGCUACGGACCAGUGGCACAAGCAGCAGGACGAGGCCUACAAGCAGAUCGAGGCGGACAGGCUGGCGCGCGAGCAAGCCAGGCUGGCGCAGGAGCAGGCUUUCGCGGCCUCGCAGGCGACGGUGUGCGACAUCCAUGGGGCCAAGGUGGCGGCUCUCAAGGAGAAGGGGGCGGCCCUCCUCCGGCUGGCGCGGACCCGCUCCUUCAAGAAGCGGCGCGCGGGGGAAGGAGCGGCCGUCGAUGGCGCCCCUGCCGAGGAACGAGCUCCUGCUGCCGCUGCGGGCGCCGAAAAGGGCAAGGGGGAGCCAAGGCCUGGCCCCGGGACCGCUGCGCCAGGCGGAGGGGCUGCCGGGCCAUCUGCCGACCGGCUGGCCCAGCACAAGCGUGAACUCGCCGUGGCGAAGGACAAGGCUGCGCUUGCCUAUGCCGAGAAGCAGGGGCAGAACGGCGCCACGAAGGGGGCUGCGAGCACUCCAGCGGCGCAGCGCUACAUGGUUGAGCAUGCGACGGAGUAUGCGGUGGUGGGCUGCGCGGAGACGCACCUCUCGGACGCGAAGCACGUGGAGGCUGUUCGGAGUCUCGCGAGGGACGGCUGGAAGGCCUCAGGCGCCCCUGCUUGGGCCUCGGUCCGGUCAGAGACGGGGACCAGGGGUGGCGAGCUGGUGGCGUCGCGGGUCGACAUCGCAGCCACGACCUUCUCGCACCUCCGAGGCGCGACGAGUGGUGGUGGCGACGACCCGCUGCUGGGCUUCGCGCCGCUGGUCCUCCACAUGAAGCAGGGGAACUUGGUGGUGGUGAUGUCCUACAUGUUCCCUGGGCUCGGCGUGCGUGGGGCGAACCGCUGCAGGUUUGCGGCACUGGGGGCCUUCUUGAUGGGGCUGGCGGACCCGUGGGUGGUGCUCGCCGACUGGAAUCUUUCGCCCAAUGAGAUGGCGGAGACGUCCUUUCCCGGCAAGGUCGGGGGAGAGCUCCUGCUCCCGCAGGGCACGGAGGCCACCUGCUUCAAGGGCAGCGGCAGCCUCAUCGACUUCGGCUUGGUCUCCGAGGGGCUUUCGACCCAGGUUGAGCUGACCGCGGUCCUGGACGUGCCGUGGCCAACGCGUGCGGCGGGCCCCGACAGCAAGUCGUCGAAGCGCAAGGCCGCGAGCCUGGCGCGGAGGCGUGACAGGCUGUCUGGUGGCCUGCAGGAGGCGUUCGUGGACCUGCAGCUGGCUGCGGAGGUGGAGCAGCUGAGCCGCCUCGAAGAGGAGGCGGCCGCCGCGGCAGCGCCGGCCUUGGAGACGCUGGUGGACUACGACGACGAGGGCCCUGGAGAGCAGUUCUUCGGGGAGGGGGAGAUGUCCGGCGCUGGUGCGGUGACGUUAACCCGGCCGGAGGCGCGGCAGGGGCAGCAGGACGACGGGGCGGCGGUCAUCGAGCUGGCUUCGCGACACGAGGCCAAGAGUGCGGAGUUCGAGCCGGUGUUCUUCGUCUCAGCCGAGGCCUGGGCUGCAACAGCCCCUUCGGAGUUUGAAGUUGGCAGGUGCAGCUCCACGGCGAUGGGUGAGCUCGAGUCGCACCGCCUUGUGCAGCAGGCGGGUCAGGGUGGCGUUGCGGUCAGCCGCGUGUACGCGGAAUGGGUCUCCAAGCUGGAAGUGGUUCGGCUGGGCGCCAACGGGUGCCACGAUGCGGCGGCGAGGCGGCCGUACUGUGGGCGGGCCAGCGGCUACGACUUCAGGAGCGCCAGGCUGCGGGCUGCGCCUGGGCGCGCCCACCUCAAGCACCAGGCGUCGGAGCACUGGAGCGUCACCCUUGCGCUCCUGCGGCAGUUGGCGCUGCUGCGCGGCAGCGGCAAGGCGGAGGAGCAGCGGCAGCGCUGUUUCACCUUGCUAUUGCGCGAGGUGGAUCGCAUCAUGUUGGAUUGCGCCGAGCAUUUCAACCGCGGGGUCAACGCGGAGGUGCACGAGGCCUGGGCCCUGAUGAUGAGGGGUGCGGGCGUGAUUCCCUUGAGCGAGCUGGAGGUGAUGGUGGGAGUCACCGAGCGCUUCUUCUCCGCCAGCCAGGCCCGCUCGCUGGCGAAGAGCCGCCGCGAUUUCGGGGCUUGGGCUCGAACGGUGUGGAAGCAGAGCCCAGGUGUCCUCCAUCGGCACGUUCGCGACCCUGGCCCUGAGACGUCGGAGCUGGUGGUGGGCGGCCGCGCCAUCGCAGAGCCUGGUCAGGUCAGGUCGAGGAAGGCGCAGCGCUGGGGCGGCCUCUGGCGCGCUCCAGUCGACUCCUGGGACGAUCUGAUGGCAGCCCUUCAG
Messenger RNA from Prorocentrum cordatum, 3012 nucleotides. The record is from the annotation of a GenBank genome assembly. NCBI's taxonomy places the organism in Eukaryota, Dinophyceae, Prorocentrales, Prorocentraceae.